Messenger RNA from Hippocampus zosterae (dwarf seahorse), 2490 nucleotides. RefSeq names its product cysteine protease atg4da-like. Bases 204 to 1616 code for a protein of 470 amino acids. Gene Ontology annotation, molecular function: protein-phosphatidylethanolamide deconjugating activity. The transcript is spliced from 11 exons. NCBI's taxonomy places the organism in Eukaryota, Metazoa, Chordata, Actinopteri, Syngnathiformes, Syngnathidae. The record is from RefSeq and is a predicted model, not a curated record.
AUCAGCCAAUCAAAUUGCAGUUAGUCCGCUCGCAGCAUAAACAAGGAAGUAGAAGCUGAUGGCUCCAUUUGCUGUGUACUGUACUGUCAAAUAUACACCUCUCAGACCUUCAUUGAUUUUUUUGGGUCGUUAAAGUUUCCAGAAAGCUGCUCUGGAUGUAAGGAGUGCUCCCUCAUGGCCAGUGUUGUUGACAUCUGAAGGUUAUGAACCCGAGUGCCUUUUCAGUUUACUCCGAGAGCCAGUCUCCUGCAGAUGAAUAUAUGGACGACUGGCUCUUCCUUCCUUCUUCCUCGGCCGUUUCUCCCCCCCAAGAAGGAGCCUGCAGAGAAGACCCAGAGGAAAGAGGCAAACUCAAAUCUAAGUUGGUCUCAGCAUGGAAUAGUGUCAAAUAUGGCUGGUCCUUCAAGCAGAAAUCAAAUUUGAACAAGAGCUCUCCUGUGAUGAUGUUUGGAAAGUCAUAUCAGCUCAGCCAUCCAGGAGAGAAGGAGUGUUUCCACCACUCCUUUGCAGCUCUCCUGUGGUUGACAUACAGACGAGGUUUCCCUCAAUUGAAAGGCUGCUCCCUGACCACGGACAGUGGCUGGGGGUGUCUUCUCCGCACAGGGCAGAUGUUGUUGGCGCGAGGCCUGCUUUUACACCUGAUGCCACAAGGCUUGACAUGUUCUGUGAGCCAUCAUAUGUUCAAAGAUGAUAUGGAUCUCCCAGAGAUACGCCCCGACGCCCGAGCCGCGUGUAUGCAGAACUCCGGAGGGCUCAGAAAGAGUGCACGAAAGCUGAGUUUGGGUUCCCUCCUGGACAGAUGCAUGGAAUCCACACACAGGAAGGUUGUCUCGUGGUUUGCAGAUCACCCCUCGGCUCCUUUUGGGAUACAUCAGCUGGUGGAGUUCGGCAAAGGUUUGGGGAAGAAAGCAGGGGACUGGUAUGGCCCCUCAAUUGUGGCACAUAUUCUGCGGAAAGCUGCAGAAGCAUCAGCUGACCUUCCCAAUCUUGCCAUCUAUGUUGCACAAGAUUGUACCAUCUACAAAGAUGAUGUGAAAGAGUUGUGCAGACGGCGUCUUUCCGGGAGCUCUGCUGCAUCUCUUCAGCCUUGGAGGGCCGUCAUCCUCUUGGUGCCCGUGCGGCUUGGAGGACAGGAACUCAACUCUGCCUAUAUCACGAGCGUCAAGAAAAUCCUCACCUUAGAAUACUGCAUUGGUAUCAUCGGGGGCAAACCAAAGCGCUCUCUCUACUUUGUUGGUUUCCAAGAUGACCAUCUGUUGUACUUGGACCCUCAUUACUGUCAACCCACGGUGGAUAUAACCAAGGGCAACUUUCCUCUCGAGUCAUUUCACUGUAAAUAUCCACGGAAAAUGCCUUUCUCUCGCAUGGAUCCCAGCUGCACCAUUGGAUUCUAUGCAAAAGGCCAAAAGGACUUUGAAAUGCUGUGCAAAGUUGUCGACGAGGCUGUCUCCACAUCUGCGGAGAUGUACCCCGUGUUUGUGUUUGCCAAAGGUCAUCGUCGAGUGGAGGAGGAGGAACACAAGAGCCCAGCCACUAACAUCACUUAUAUCCAGAGGAAGACCGAGCUGAGGGGGGUCGAUACUAGUGACAGCAUGGAUGAGUUUGUUCUAUUGUAAGCGAACAUCAGAAAAGGGUUGCGGGGGGGGGGGGGGGAUGCUCAAGUAAAACCCCAAACUGAGAGCAUCAUGGUGGGUUUGUGGUUAACACAUCUGCCUUCCAGUUCUGAAGUUUGGGUUCAAAUCUCCGUCCGCCCUGUGUGGAGUUCAUACUUUGACUUCCUCGCCUGUUCCAAAAAUAUCUUAGGUUAAUUGAAGACUCUGAAAUAUCGUACCCAGAUACCGUAUGCACAUUCUGGGUAUGAAUAUGAGUGUGACUGGUUGUUAGGGGACCAGGCCAGAGAUGGAUAAAAAUGGGUGGAUUUUUCUGCCUAAUAUUAAUCUGCAAUAUUAAUCAGAACACAGGGUUUAGACUGGAGAGUGCAGAGAACAUAGCAUUAAGAAAAAAAUUGACUGCACUUCCCCUUUAAACAUUGACACUACACAUUAUUUUACUGUUAUAAUUAUUGUUACACACGGUGAAACUUAAUAUUGCUCUCAGGGCAAUGUUUUAUUUUCCUAAUACUGUAUUCAACAGUAAUAAAUGAGUACUGAACUAGCAAUAAUGAACAACAGCUGGUCGGAAGCGUUAUUGCUACAAAUAUAGCUUUUCGCUGUUGGACAAGCAUGUGACUUGCUUUCUUGAAUGAAGGAGGAAAAAAGGCUUCUGAACAUGUGACAUCAGAUGAGAAAAAAAAGGCAAUAUUUUCGAAGAUGUAGCAGAUUACGUGUUUUAGACUGGGGGAACUGACCUCAGGAAAAACAAAUACAAGCUCUGUGAUCUAUGCAUAUUUGGAUUACAUUUUUAUCUGUAUACAUUUUUAUUCUACUCUGUGGUGCACUGUACUGUACAGUUUUACACAAGGAAGGAUUUGAAAUAAAUUUGCUGAAAAUA